AUGAUUCCACCUCCAAUCGAUGCAGUGUUAUUGCACGAACACGCAUACCAGGACACCGGGGACCUGAGUUAUGUGCUUAAUUUGGAGACUUUUACGGAUGAUGGAGGAUACAAACCCAUCCUGAAAUAUGGGCUGGGGUUCUUCAAUUAUGAUUUGGCCCUAACGAGUGAAGUCUACGACAGGUCGUGGAUUGAAAUGUUCCGUUUCCAUCUCUAUGAGAAUUUUGCAUUUUAUUUUCUAAUAUUCCUAGCACUGUUCUUAUUAUGGGCACUUGUCAUGGUUGCACAGCUGAAUCAUGCAGGCCAAAUGGUUUUUGGUAAGAAUAAGAAGUUCGAGAAAGAGGAUGAUUUGGAAUAUCACCAUAUCAAAGUUUAA
Molecule: messenger RNA, 375 nt
Organism: Torulaspora delbrueckii
Lineage: Eukaryota; Fungi; Ascomycota; Saccharomycetes; Saccharomycetales; Saccharomycetaceae
Exons: 1
Coding region: 1-375 (124 amino acids)
Source: RefSeq, a predicted model, not a curated record